GUUCAGUAUGAUAGCCUCGGGUAUUUUAUGCCACCCACAGGAGUAGGCCAUGCAAUAACUGUUGACAUUCAUGGUAUCAGAACAUUGCUUUCUGUACGGUAGUGAACCAUCGGACAAUGAGCGAUCACGUCAUUUGAUGGGAUCAUUGGCAAAUACCCCAACACUUCGAGGGAAAGAUUGUUCCAUUCUUAGACAUCAAAGGUUUCAAGAAGGGUAGCGUCUACUAUUAGCGUUGGUUUUAAAUUGGAUUUAAAUAAUAUAUUCGAGGUUGUUACGACAAAUAUUUGACACUUACAAAAAUGUGAAUAACCUCGAAUAAAUCUAAUUGAUUCCAAGCAUGAUAUAAUGAUAUCAACAACCAAUGGGAAACAUGCAGGCCAUACUGCUGCUAAAGCUGUUGAUGAUACAAAUACAAGGGAUCGCAAUUCACUCAUUUCCAAGUAACAAUGGUAGAGGACAUAGGCUCAUAUCAUGAAUCAAACAAUAAAAGUACAUUAAUUAAUUCUUAAAGGUCGGCUUCGUCUCCCAGUGUCGAUACAUUGACUAUGCAAUCAGAGGGCAAGCAAAAGAGACAAUCAACAACAGUGGGGAGAUUAGGAAAUCAUUAGCGAACGAUGCCCUACAUAGACGACUACUGCAACACAGGGCAUUGACCACUAUGGCCCGGGCAUCGUCAUACAGCCACAAGCUGCUAUGCGGGCUGUUAUGUGAGAAGCAAAUCGUAGAAGAUCAUAUAAGAACGUUAGAUGUGACCAUCUCAGACAUGAAGAAACCAGCUUUCAGUGGAUGCAUCAAAAAUGAGGACACGGGAGAUGAAAUGUGGGGAAUAAUUAAUGAUAUGAUAUUUGCUGCAUUUGACAAUGCCAGCACUAAGGCAUCUGCUAAAUGUGUUAUCUUGCUACCAAGCCACGAGAUACAAUCUGUCAUCACCGACUCCUUGCAUCUUAAUCUACCGCCAUUCUUGGCGAGCCAAAUUCCAAAAUAUCGCUUCGUUAUCGAGGAACCGACCGCUGAUAAGGAUUACGUGUUUAGUGUAGAAACAAGAGAACAUCUGGAGACCUGGAUCACGAAGCUGCAGUCUGCGGUUGAACUAGACACUGAUAUAUUUUGUCGAGGUUCCAAAAACAAAAAUAAAUCACCACCUGAUAACAACUCCAAAUUAAAAAACACCAUCCAUUUCAAAAAUGUAAUUAAUACAGAACGUGAGAGUGCAAUUUCAACGGAUCAGUCAAAACAACCAGAUGUGAUUCAUCCUGAAACAACAAACAAUCAAACUAACUUAGAAAAGUCAUCAAUUAAUCAAAAUCAGUUAAAUUCCCUUAGUUCAAAGACGUACAAAAAUACAACUAUCGACCAAUAUAUACCCGUGCCAAAGCGAAGUUAUGUGCCAGAAAUGAACGCUUACAGAUUGUCACAAAAUAACAGAAGCUCGUAUGAUCUUAAUGGAAGUGUCACCAAUGCACAGAUAAGUGUCGAUGAUGUGCGUAUCAAUAACAUGUGUGACAUAUGUCCUGUAUCAUACAGCGCAGGUAUCAAUGAGUGUGGAGAUAAUACGGCAGCAUCAGCCGUAGUUUAUGAAGAGACUGUUAGCACUGAGGCUCCUGAGACUGCAGAAGAAGGGCUAAGCCCGACACCAUACGCUAAUGACUAUAUAGAUUAUGCUACCACAAUGGACAAGGACAAUUCUGAUGAAUAUGAACAAAGUGUCCCUAAGUUACAUUUCAAGGAGAUGUCUAUUAUUCGCCCAGUGAAAAGCACAGACAGUCCAUUGCUAGCAAAGAGAAUUGGAUCGCUGUCCAAACUGCUACAGUCCAGCACAGAGGAUCUCUCUAAAAGGCCCCUUAAGGUGAAACGCAGUAAAAGUCUGCAGAAAUCCAGAGCUGGAAGUCUCACAAUAGACGUGCACUCUACCCCCAAUGAUCAUAAACCAGUCAUGGGUGCACCAAAGAGAAACAGGCUUGUGACAAGAAUCUCAUCAAUCAAAGAUAUCUUCUUGAAGAAGAGGAAGGAGUAUCUAAAGUUGGGAUGUCUUAAAGAUAUCACAAUAUCUGGAUACCUGUGCUAUAAACAACUACUAAAAUGGUCUAAAUUAUGGGCGGUAACUUCAGAAGGAUAUCUUUACGGGUACAAAACAGACGCUCCUUCUGAAACUCCGUCGUUUGCAGCCAAUUUAUGUGGAGGGGACUUGAAGCACGAGAAGGGGGAUAAAAAGCAACCAUAUUGUUUCAAAAUUGUGCAAUCUAAUAACAAAUCGUUCGUAUUUGGUGCAACGGAUAAUUUUGAGCUGACUCGAUGGAUGGGUGUUCUCCAAAGGGAAAUGAUAACAACGAAAGCAGUGCCAAAUGAUAAUAACAAUGACAGUGCAGUACGCGAACGGACAUCGAGUGCAUCAAAAGCGGAUCGUAAAAUAGUUCCCAAAGUCUCACAUAGAGCGUUUAAUUCUGAAUCUCAUUUGAGGGUAGCCGAUUUGUUCAAUUCACAUAGAAUCAAUGAUAAAUCUGGGACCAAAAGUAAAAUACAACAAGAGCACAUCAAAGGGCAAAAUGACCUGAUGAAACGCGAAAAUGAUAAUCCAAGAACAGAUGGACGAGAGAAUGCAGAAGUUACUGACAGUACCAAGAAUAUAGACCUUAAAUUACAUAGUACAAAUAAACAAUCGGAAAUAGGAAGUAAUAUUAUCAAGGUAAAGUUCCAGCUGUCAGCCCUUCCUAAUGUACCGACUAUAGCCACGUUUAGACAGCACGCCAUGAGGACUGAUGAGGAUGGUCCUACCAAACAAAACAAUAAUUAUAUCAACUCUUCUGAACCAAUAAAACAACAGAGACCCGCUGAUGCUCCCGAACAGCAGGUAAUUAAAGACCAUGUAAGGCCCAAGCACAAGGAAAGAUUCGAAACUCCAACUCAGGCAGUCUUAGCGAGAGUGAGAAAUAACAAGGAUUGUACGACUAUGGAGGAUGUUGAUUCCCGUUGCAGUAUCGGAAGUGCCAGCAGCCUUCUUAGCACAGAUUCAUACUCAGACACAUCUGUUAAUCGUCGCUCUGGAGGAAGUGAUCUCAAGCAGGAAUUACUGGCCGAGAUGUUGAAGACCAAAGAGCAGUUACAAUAUCGGAAAUCUGGCAAAGACCAGUGUCUGAAUUCCCCUGGGAACGUUCACCAAAGAUCCCACACAGACCCAGUGACAUUAACAAAUGCCCCCUUCGGAUCACCGAGGGUACGUAAGGCUGACAUAGCCAAUAAAUACCACAGGGCACAGGUGGCGGAAGAAAUGAAGACGGUCCGAGACAUGACAUACCUAAAACAAAGAAAAAUAUCAACACAGUUAAAGAUGGAAACCUUACAGAAAAUGAAUCUCGAGUCAUCACCAAAGACACAAAGGAAGCAAGCGUUCAUGCCCUUCAAGACGAAGAAAAAACCACAGCCCCGUAUUGUGGGUCAGAAUCUCAUGGCUGAAGAGAAACUCAAAGAACUCUCUGAGAAGCUUGAGCACAUAGAUAAAAACCUUUCGCUACAGGAAGCAAACAAGGAGAAAGCAUUGAAGGAUCUUUCGUGCAAACGCCAAAGAGAAAUGACUCUUGUUGAACAUCAAGAAGAGCUAAGGCAAAGCGUAGAAGAAGUUCUCAAAAAUAUUAACACUGAAAAACGAUCGCAGACAAAACCAAUCAAUGUUCCAAAUUCACCACAUAAUAUUUUGGAUACAAUGAGCUUGUCACCAAAAGAAUCCAACGGAUUAGUCACUGUACAAGAAUCUGGUAUGGACAAUGGUUCGCCAAAUGUAGGAUGUAAGAGCCCUAGUAGGUAUUCGGUCAACAGCUCAGGAUCAGGAAAUAGCACAAACUCAGAUGACUCCCAGCAAAGUUCAGGUCGAAGACGCAAAAACUGGGAUCCCCAAGCCAUCGAGCACAUGAAAGCAUUGACUUACGCAAAUAAAUUUCUGGAAUUUCCCCAAAGUGGUGGUCAUUUAGAUGGUGUUCUAUCUGAAAAAGUGUCUACUGUUAAUCUUAUUGACUCUGAGAGUUCUGAUGACUCAGAUGCAGUGUUUAACGAUCCUCUGUCAACUGAUCUUUCUCAACAGUUUGAGAGUUCUACGCUUGAACACUCGAAAACAAUUGAUAGCCAUGAACCAAAUGGACUCAGUCCCAGGGGUAGCACCACAACGUACAAACCUGGUGGGAUGAUUAGUGCUAAAACAUUGGCUGAAAUAGAGGAUUUCGAACUGCUCACAAAACAACUGAUGGUAGCAAACCUGAAGAAAUCUGAUGUUUGAACUUGAACCCUGAUGAGUUGGUAGUGACAUAUGCCAGAAUGGAUCCUCAUAAUUACCAUCAGUAAAAUUCGGGUCCUAUUUGGAAUCGACAUCACUGAGAUUUAUCCCGGAUUAACGAAUAAAUAUUGUUUACUUCAAGUUCAUUGGCAGUAGCGAUAUUGUUAGGGUAAAAGACACUGUGCAGUAAAACACAACAUGCUGACUGAAACAUUGACCCAAUUACUCACCUGCCAGCAGGUCUAGUCUAUUCAAUUACGAUUUGCGACAGAUGCAUAUUCCAACUUGUAGACUUGUUAUGAUUUAGGACCAUGCGAUAAUUGGACCAUUUCCCCUAACGCCCAUGUGAGAAUCACAAUCCCGAUCACAAUCAAAAAUGAGCCUUUCAUUACCAACGCCAUUAAAGGAAACGAUAUGCUUUAACGAUCAUGAUGAUCAUCGUAUGAAAGAUGAUGUUUGUAAUGAAUGGCAGUGUGUGUGGAUACAAACUAAUAUUUGUUGGUUUAUUUGUAAAGAUAAUCAAUAGAGUAAACACUACAUGAACAUGAACAUUCAAUUUUAGAUUUUCAUUUUCAAUAUUUCGAGUAAAAAAUCAAAAAGAUUGAUGAUUCGUGACGAUCACGAAUACGACCGACGAUGAACAAGUGAAGCUAGAUUUUAUCAUUGUUCUAGAACAAGAACUGGAUCUAGAAUAUCGAAAUUUGAUUUCAAAUAAAUAGGUAAAACAUAGUUACUUCUAUUUGUUUCUUCCAAUUUUCUAACUUCUCUUAACUGGGACUAGAGCCUAGAGUCUCCUAAAAGACAUCCAAAUGAUACAUAAGCAGAAUAACUCCAAAGGUCAAGGACGUUUGUAUAUCACGUGACUUAUCUUAGUGCCAUCUAUUGACGCCACAACUACCUAGACAUAAAUUGCAUUGCAUCAAAACAUGUCAAAUACGCAAGUACAAUCAAUGGACUGAGGGAAUUUAAGGGAAACAAAUUAUCUUAUGAAACAGAUAUAAAAAAAACAGAAAUAUCAAAGAACAACAAGUUGUAAAGAAAGAAACCCAAUACCUAAACAAAAUCAUAGGUCUGCAUAAUGGAACAGUUCAGUCUAUCCGAUGGGCACAGCAAGCUUACAAGACGGAUACCCUAAGAGCAGUCAUUUUUAACAGCUCGUAAAGAUAUUUUGCUAGGGUUUCUGUCCACUGAACCCAUGUUUAUUGAAACAAGGAACAUUGAGAUACAAUGGUAUGGCCGCUGGACCCUCCCCCUCC
Molecule: messenger RNA, 5517 nt
Organism: Owenia fusiformis
Lineage: Eukaryota; Metazoa; Annelida; Polychaeta; Sabellida; Oweniidae
Source: the annotation of a GenBank genome assembly